Polychytrium aggregatum is the source of this 1738-nucleotide messenger RNA. RefSeq lists its product as uncharacterized. The record is from RefSeq and is a predicted model, not a curated record. Lineage: Eukaryota; Fungi; Chytridiomycota; Chytridiomycetes; Polychytriales. Bases 419 to 1408 code for a protein of 329 amino acids. The transcript has 2 exons.
CUGCUGGGCCGCUGAAACCAGCGGCCAUCGCCGAGGGGGUAUCCAGCUGCUGCCCUCGGGCCAGGUCGCUGUCGCCGCACGGCACCCCAGAGCCGUCCCCCCAGCACCACCAAGACCGUCCUCCCUCGGAUGGCCUGGAUCCAAGGACCGCUCGGGGCCGGGGCCGCAUUGGACUGUGACCUCGACUCUGGCUUUGCCCCGGCCUCGACUCUGGCUUUGAGCUUGGAUUCCAGCAGCCGCGCGCUUCUUGGGUCGCCUCGGUCUGCUCCGAUCUCUCCUCCGUCUGCAGAGCCGUCGGACGACCCAAAAGCCGCAUCGGCCAAGCAUCCAUCCUCUUUCGCUGGUCUCCGGCCUCCCUCUGUCCACCCCCACGCGAUCGUCUCUGGCCCGAUCCUUCGGGUGCUCACCUUCAUGAUUUAUGUUCAAUCGACAGUCACCCUCACGAGAACCCCGGCCCCUCCCGAGGCUGAACCAACCCGGAGGCCGCCGUGCUCCUGCAGAAGCGGUGCAUUCCUCGUCUCCGCCACGUUCACUACCAAAAUCGACGGCAAAGCCCCUUCGACAUCCCGGGCCGGUAACCCUUCCGCUGCAGUCUUCGACCAGAGCCCCCACUUUGAUAUCUGUCCGGGACCACGAUGAUCUCCGGAUCAAAAGCCAGCAGCUACAGUCCCUGCUAACGGACUCCGAAGCCAUGAUCCAGAAGCAGCGAGACGAGAUCCGGGUGCUCAAGCAGGUCUUGUGCGAGACACUCUUUGGCGAGCGUCAUUCCGAAACCCAGGCUGCGUCGAUCAUGGACAGGGACUUUAGCAUCUAUGCCGAAGGCGGCCAUGCACUCUCGGAGCUUUCUGCUGCAUUGCCGCCCAGAGAAAAGUCUUGGAUCCUGUCUCAUGAGCCCAUCGAUCCCUCGUCCUCGUAUCAGCUGGACCGCAUCCGGGCUGAGCGAGACGACCUUCGCUUCAAGUACCAAAGCGCCUUGAACGACGCACAAAAAUACUCAGAGCUAGUCGAGGGCCUCAAGAGCGAGCUCGAGAACACCUACAUCGACAAUAUGGCGCUCAACGCUCGCAUCGAGCGGCUGCAGUGCACCCAGCCCAUCGCCGACCAUCUCCACCACAAUGCUGUCCCGGGCCCGCACUGCGCUCCUCGGUUGUCUGGGGAAAAGAGGCAAUCCGGGGGUUGGGACAACUCGCUCGCCCUGUCGCCCUGCUCGAGCAGCCAUGGCCCCUCACUUGGGGACUAUGUUGAAUUGAAGCACCGAUGCGAGCAGCUCGAGAGGGAGCGCGAUAGCCUCGAGGAAGAGCUCAUUUUGCGAUACAGCCAGCUCCGAGAAAACGAAAAGCUCUAUCGAUCCGAGUUGAUGCGGAUCCUGGCCACGGUGGGCCAAGCGCAUCUGCGGGAGCUGGAGUGACGGAAAGUGGGGAAGGUCUAUUGAUCUACAACGCCACUGCCGAGGACGGCGGGGCCUCCUUCGAUGCUAGACAGGCACCGGCAAUAACCUCUGUCCGACUUCCACGGCCAUCACGGGUGAUGGUCGGUCAUUCUAUACAUUCUAUACAUUCGCGAUCCAUGAAUUGCGAAAUCUCUAUCACACAAUGGUGCUGCUCAUUUGUGAAUGCGACUCAGAUGCGCAACGCCCUCCCUCUUCCUCACGUAUGGAUAUGGUGCACCAAGCUGCUCGAUGGCGUCGCUCUGGAGCCGAGGAAAGCAGCCAAUAUAGAGUGUAUGAUCAGCUAGCGGA